AACUCUCUAUCUCUGACCAUUCACAUUCACACUCUAUAGAAACUCUAUUAUAUAUAUACUCGCAACAAACCUAUGGUCGUGGUUGCAUAAGUCUGCAACUUCAUCGCCUCUCGCUUGGGGAUGAACGGGGCAGAUCGCCGGAUGGAAACCAGAGAUCAGAAUGAAUCUGGCUCAUCUCCUGAGAAGACUAUUGGGCCAAAGUCAUAUUCAUACGGUGAACUAGCAAGUGUAACUGGUCAUUUCUCGCUCAAUAACAUAAUUGGUCUAGGUGGUUUUGGUCAUGUUUUUAAGGCAUCCUUGGAUGGUGAGAUCCGUGCUAUUAAGAGACUUAAUUUUCCGGAUGUACAAUCCGAAGGAGGUUUGGAGAGGGAGAUUAUGGUCGUCAAAAGUGUCAGUCACAAAAACCUCGUUGAAUUGGUUGGUUACUGUAUUGAUGGAGCCAAUAGAUUGCUUAUUUUAAAGUAUUUUCCAAAUGGGUCCUUGAGAUCUAAAUUACAUGGAAGUGGGGAUGUUUUGGACUGGGAAAAAAGAAUGAAGAUGGCUACAGGUUCUGCAAAAGGAUUGGAAUAUUUACAUCAACACUGAGUGAACCUAAAAUUAUUCAUUUAAAUAUCAAACCAGAUAAUAUUCUUCUUGACGAAGAUUUUGAACCUAAGAUAACAGAUUUUGGACUUGCUCAUUUUUUUACGGAGACUACUACUCACAUAUCCAAAUCAUCAGUUAUGGGAACUCAAGUUUAUGAAGAUCCACUAACGACGAAAUUGGGAAAGUAUUCCGAUAAGUCUGAUAUUUAUUCUUUUGGUAUUACACUUUUAGAGCUUAUUACUGGAAGAAAACCUCUAGAUAAUGGCACCGAUAUUGUUACUUGGGCAAAUCUUCGCAUUAAAAAAGCUUUAAAUGGAAAAUAUGCAAAUUUUGUAGAUUCCAAAUUACGAUCUUUUGAUGACGAACAAAUGCAUAGAAUGGUUUCUUGUAUUAAUUCUUGCUUAAAUCAACCUCCAAACUCUCGUCCAACAAUGGAAAAGAUACGUCUAAUUCUUGAAGGAAAAUCACCUCUAGAGGAAUUAUAUGGUCACGAAGGAUUGCAGCUGAGUAUGAUAUAUAAAGAAAGUCAGAAUGUUUUGGACUGGAAAAAAAGAAUGAAGAUCGCUAUAGGUUCUGCAAGAGGAUUGGAAUAUUUACAUGAACAAUGUAAUCCUAAAAUCAUACAUUUAGAUAUCAAACCAAAUAAUAUUAUUCUUGAUCAUAACUUUGAACCUAAAAUUUCAGAUUUUGGACUCAGCACAUUUUUUACGGAUGAUGAUAGUGACAUAUCCGAAUCAUAUAUUCGAGGGACCCAAGUUUAUAUGGAUCCAGCCGCAUUUCAAUCGGAAAAAUAUUCAGAUAAAUCCGAUGUAUAUUCUUUUGGUAUUACGCUUUUAGAGCUAAUUACAGGAAGAAAGCCCAUUCAUAAAGGAGUUACUAUUGUUACUUGGGUUUUAGAUGGAAAAUAUAUGGAUUUUGUAGAUUCCAGACUACAAUCUUUCGACUAUGAAGAAAUGCAUCGAAUGAUUUUUUGUGCUAAUAGUUGCAUAAAUCAAUCUCCAAAAUCUCGUCCAUCGAUGAAAAAGAUAUUUCUAGCUUUUGAAGGACUUUUGCCUCUGGAGGUUUUAUGGGAUGAGAAGAACAACUACUUACUAGAGAGAGCUACAAAUGAAGGUGAUCCGUUGGAGUUCGAGCAGGAAAUAUUCCUCUGAAAAAUCUCAAGAAUUUAGCAGAAAUGUUUAAAAAAAGAAAUAUUUUUUUCCUUUUAAAUAGAAGUUGGAAACUUCAUUCAAAGGCCAAUUGAACAUCGAAAUAAAAGAUAGGCCUCAGUUGAGGUGGCAAAGGAAGACUUUGUGAAUUUUGCUUUGCUUGUAUGAACAUGUAUGUGGAUCAUUCUAUGUAUUGAUGCGUCUUUGGAGACUAUUGCAAUUUUUUUUAAUAAAAAAAAAGUUGGGGUC
Manihot esculenta (cassava) is the source of this 1982-nucleotide messenger RNA. Its product is annotated as proline-rich receptor-like protein kinase PERK14. Gene Ontology annotation, biological process: protein phosphorylation. NCBI's taxonomy places the organism in Eukaryota, Viridiplantae, Streptophyta, Magnoliopsida, Malpighiales, Euphorbiaceae. Bases 723 to 1736 code for a protein of 337 amino acids. The record is from RefSeq and is a predicted model, not a curated record. The transcript has 15 exons. Gene Ontology annotation, molecular function: protein kinase activity; ATP binding.